Messenger RNA from Paraglomus brasilianum, 132 nucleotides. NCBI's taxonomy places the organism in Eukaryota, Fungi, Glomeromycota, Glomeromycetes, Paraglomerales, Paraglomeraceae. The record is from the annotation of a GenBank genome assembly.
AUGUCUAUAUUGAUGCGUAGUAAUAUAAGCGGUAAUAGUAAGCUUAACUCUCGGUCAAUCUUUAAGAAGCAGGUUGCAGUGUCGGUUAGUGGAACAAAACCACUUAUGGAAAUGUACGAGCAUUUAAAAUAA